Molecule: messenger RNA, 2710 nt
Organism: Anneissia japonica
Lineage: Eukaryota; Metazoa; Echinodermata; Crinoidea; Comatulida; Comatulidae
Exons: 3
Coding region: 130-681 (183 amino acids)
Source: RefSeq, a predicted model, not a curated record
CUGUUAAAAGGAAUCAUCACCUGCUUCUAAGUCACUGGUGAAAUCUUUUGAGGAAGAAAUCAACAGCUUUACUUUGGAUUCCUCAUCAUCCCAUUGAAACACAUUUAGUGAGAGAGAAUUUUUAUAAUAAUGCAGUUAAUUGUUCUAUGUUUGGCGAUAAUUUGGCCCUGGACGGUACUUUCAGACGAAGUACCAUCGGCACUGAGAAGUACAGAGAUAGAAAACGAUUUUUUGCGAGGAGGAUUCGAUCGUAGGAUAUUAUCACACACUUUGAAACAGAAACACGUAUUGGCUCAUAUAAUAAAAUCAGCUGCCGAAGAUUUACUAGCUAACGAGGCUCUACAGAUGAAAACGUAUGAAGAAAGUGAUUGGCCAUCUGAUUCAAAUGUUGUUACUGAAGAUGGUAUCGACUAUGCAGCUACUGGAAGCGAGGAAACUGAAGUGUCAAAAAGAGGAAAUUGUCCUGGGGAUCGAUGUCUCCGAAUCAAGAAAAAACCAAAACAGACAAGUGCAUGUUCACACAACGCCUGUCUGCGUAUUCUUCCCUUUGGAAAGCGCGCGUCACCACGGUCGUCCUCACAAGGCUGGCAAAAGCGAGGAAGUGGAAAAACAAGGACUGCUGGCGGUGGUGGAAGAACGGACUUGAGACCGUCAUUCGCUUUUGGUAAAAAAGACUUUUAAUGAAUUAAAGAAACUGUCUCACUAAGUGUUGUAUGAUCUACCAUUCUAUCAGUUCAAAUUUAAACAAACUUGUGUGCGAAACAAUUUUUAUUUUGCUUCAACUGGCCAAUUACAAAGUCCAGAACUUUCGUCAAUUAUAUCAAUGUUAUCAUAUUAUUUGAUUAAUAGUAUUUGUGCAUCGAUCGAAACACUUUCUAUCAGGAGAGAACCCGGUGUGUUGAGUUCUAUUUAAACAAGCGAAGUAGAAAACCGCCACAAACGAAUACUAUAGACAGUAGAAUGAAUUAAGUUGCAUAAUAAUGUAUCAAGUCAUCGAUGUGUACACAUCAUAAUUAUAUAAAAAAUUUACAUAUAAAUGCAUACCGUAUAAAUUAAUUAUUGUAUAAAAUCAGAAUUACUAACAACAGGAUGCACCUAAAAGUUCAUCAUUUUUGUUUCCAUAUUUUAGGAAAUGCAGUUUAAACAACAAUUAAAUGGCAUAAAAUAAUAAUCACAAAAUUUAAAACAUUAGUAUCGGGGACAAUUCUAGGGAUUAUCAAAAGCGGAUCAAAUCAUGUGAUGUGCUGUUCCAAUAUUAGGAUGUGUCGCUGUCGUAUUAGGACGUGUUGCUUCCAAAGUACGGUACUAUAAUAAUAUGUAAAUAAUAGCCUCAUACUAAUAUUACUUUAUUAACUAACAUUAUUUUUCUGAUGAACAAGGUGAAUACAAUUAUGAAUUUCACUUGCAAUGUUAUUCCGUGCUGUUAUAUAUGCUGACAAUAAAAUAGGUACGCCAGCAACUAGUAAACGGCAAAGUAACUGCAGUUCUUCUAAUGUGUUUUUGCUGAACCAAAAAAAGUACAUAAAAAUACAUAGGCAUAAUAUUAAAUAUAUGUACAUAUAAAAUUAUAUUGGAAGACAAUAAAUAGUCUUGCUGGCAGUUAUUUGUUCUAAGAAUCACUUAUGUCAGUUCCAGCCAUAAAUAUAUAUCACAACAAAGAAUUUGGAUAUAAGGCGCGUAUACGACUCCAGUUCGUCUGCUGCCGUUCGUCCCUCAAACAUUUUCGAUGUUUUAUAACCUGAUAGCCUAGGCCUGUACAAUCAUCGCAGCAACCCUACCUAAUUCGUGCCAUUGUGGACCUUGAUGAUGACGCGUAGAAGAAAAUGUGUGCAGUGUGAGUCUGGAUUGAUAACAUUUCCUGUAACAACCAGGCGUAGUCCCCAGCUUGGUUAUUGUAUCCUCCUCGACGUAAACCGUGUUUGUUUUGAUAAAAUAUGGGCAGGUUUUCUCUUGCAACAAUUAGUAAAGUAACACCUAUUACAGAACAUUUUUAAGCUAAGAUAUCUUAGUUCUAAAUUUAGGCCCUAUAAUUGUCUUAGUUUCAAUUCAAGAUACGAUACUGUAAUUAGAUUUAUCUCUAUUUGAAAAUAAAUUGUCCACUUUUAAACCGGGAUGCCUUAAGUGAGCCAAACUGUCUUAGAAUUAGAAAUAGAGUUAAGUUUGUUUACAACUUAAUUUUUGAUAAAAGAUAUCUCUAUCACUGGAUACAUUUCUGUUUAAUGAAAAUAUCUAAGUGUCAAUCUAAAAUAUCUCUAUUUAUUAAGUUUCUGAUAGAAAUCGUACCAUAGAGCUAUUAUAGUGAACUAAUACCUCCAUGAUCGUACUGUAGUAUUGAAAAUGACGCUACAUUAUCUUCUUAGUUCACUCACAUAGAGAAUACGUUGUUAACAUAAUAGGAAGUUUUCUCAAGCUUACGAAAACGAUAACGAAUACGGUUACUGGUACUAUGGAGGAAUUUACGUCAUCAAAUGUGUAGACUGCCCUUCCCCUAGUAACAUAUCUGUCACAAUUUUUACAUGAAUCAAGGAUCUUAUUCAGCUCGUACAGCGUAUUGUCAAGACUGUUUUAGGCACGAAUGACGAUAAUGAUAAUGACGUAUUCGUCAUCGUCAUCGUUUUCGUAAGAUUGAAAAUCUGCCUAUUAUCGUUGUGCUAGCUUAUAAUUUUCUUUCACUCUAAUAAUAAAAAUGAGAUUGUUGAAAUUGCAAAAA